GCCGCCGCGCGGAUGGUUCCGGGCCGCGUCUGGCCGCGCCGCCAUGCCGCGGUAUUGUGCCGCGUCCUACUGCAAGAACCGCGGCGGGCAGAGCGCCAGGGAUCAGCGCAAGCUCAGCUUCUACCCAUUUCCGCUUCAUGAUAAAGAGAGACUUGAGAAAUGGUUGCGGAAUAUGAAACGCGAUGCGUGGACUCCAAGUAAGCACCAGCUUCUGUGCAGUGAUCAUUUUACCCCUGAUUCCCUUGAUGUGAGAUGGGGUAUCAGAUACUUGAAACAUACAGCUGUGCCAACAAUUUUCUCUUCCCCGGAUGAUGAGGAAAAAGGCUCUUCUCAAAACAGCCCACAAGAGAUAAGGAGAGAAGACCAGGAAGAAACCACUAAAAAUGUAGAGUCCAAGAAAGUACCUGUAUCACUUGAACUUUGUACACCAAAGAAAAGUUCUGUAACUGCAGAAAACCCAGAUAAAAAAGCAGAAGUAAUUUGCUCAACUGUGUUGAAUAAGUCUUUACAAGUGCAGAAACUACAACUUGAAAACAGAGAAGACUUUGAAGCAGACAGUAUCAUUCUUGAUAAUUCAUCUCAGCAGCAUAUACAUCAACCUGAGCCUGUUUUAAUGGCAGCAGCAGUCCAGAAUGUGGAAGCUACUGAUGUUCAUGCGUCUGUAGAAGUUCCAGUAAGUUGUACAGCUACAGUCUUGCAAUUUUCUGACCCUGACUACUUGAAUUCAUCUCUGAAACUGAAAAAUACUUUGGGUUCAAUUACUGACUAUACACUUGAAAAUCCGAACUCUCAUGUUGUAGGCUGUUCUGUUGAAGUGCAGCCAGCAACUGAAAAUGCAGUUUUGGUCAAUGCAGUCACACAAACUAUUGAACAACUGAGUGGAAGUGAGGAAUCUGUCAUUGCUAUCAUCGUACCAGCUGAGAGUCCAAAAGAGCCUGAAAUAAUAAACAGAUCUUUCCUGCCUAUUAAACAAGAGUUUCUUGACACAGAAGAAGCGGAAACAGAUAAUUCUCUGCAUAUGAAUGCAUAUAAUGGACUUGAAAUAUUGCAAACUGAGCAUUCAUACUGCAAACAAGACAUAGACAGAGAGCAUCUGUGGCAAAAAAUUUCAAAGCUCCACUCUAAGAUAACUCUACUCGAAAUGCAGGAGGUAAAAACUCUGGGGAGACUCAGGUCCUUGGAAGCUCUUAUUGGACAACUGAAGCAAGAAAACCUACUUUCUGAAGAAAAGCUCAAGAUUGUAGAAAACUGCUUCACAACACUUGAAGUGACUAUGAUACAGUAAAGGCUUUGAAUGGUUGUUCUUAAGUAUCCUUUUAGCCUCUUUGACUGUCCUUUUGUACAAAUUAACUUUUGUUUCAGUCAUGAUACUUUAAGUAUUUAAUGCAAACUGUGUGAACAGCAAAUGUUCUUUAAAAUGUUACAUCAACCACUGCCAAUCUUAGCUGGUAGACAGUUGCCCAUAAAACAUGACUUGCAAGUGAGUUUUAAAAGAAAAAACAAAACCUGUCUCCUUGAAGUGUAUGAGGUCAAUCAGUAAAAAUGAGUCAAGCUUUUCCAGGUGCAGCCUUCCUGAGACAUGCAAGUUUUGUAUCUGGGGUAGUAGCAUUAGAAUGGACAUCAUAACUGUGUAGAAUGGGCAAUUAUGAAGCAGUAGUUUGAAAAAUGAAAAAAUUGUCCUGGAUAUUCUUUCAAAUGAGUAAAGAGGCAUGUAUUACACAUUGUCCAGUGGAGCCACCAUUACUCUUUAGUCUUCUAUCUGUGUAGUGUUCAUUGAUAGCUUUUGUACACUUUGGUCCUAUUAAAUUUUUCUUCAAUAAA
This is a messenger RNA of Gallus gallus (chicken), 1821 nucleotides long. RefSeq names its product THAP domain containing 5 (gene THAP5). The transcript is spliced from 3 exons. The coding region runs from base 44 to 1285 and encodes 413 amino acids. Gene Ontology annotation, cellular component: nucleus. The record is from RefSeq and is marked provisional. Lineage: Eukaryota; Metazoa; Chordata; Aves; Galliformes; Phasianidae.